CGGGCACCGGCCGCGCUCCUCCGGCGGCCGGGGCGAGGCUGGCACGGGGCCAGCGCGGGCCUGGUCAGGGGUGCCGGGUCGUCUCAGGGGCGGGGACCCGGGCGUGGAGGGCGCUCAAGCUGCGCGACCUUCGGCUCGCUGCUGGGGGCGCCCUCCCCGGCCGGCAGCUCGCCAGGGACCAGCCUCCGCCGCAGCCCCGGGGCGCGAGAGGCUACACUUUCCCUUCGCCCCCCGCCCUCGUUUCCUCCCGCGCGGCCGCAGCGGAGAUUUCCUCUCGGGGAAACUACGCGGAUCCUUCCCGGGGCUCCUCGCCCCGCCCCAGUUCUCCGCCCCCUGCUCUUUGCUGGGGAGCCGGUGCUCGCCCGCCGUGGGGAGGAGGCUCUGGCAGCCUGGGCCAGGAGGUGGCAGGGGGCCGCGGAGCCGCUGGCUACCGACUCGCCCCGCCAUGUGACGCCGCCCUCCGCCCAGCGACCCCCCGCGCGCCCCGGGCCCGCGCCCGCGCUCUGUCGCGCCGCGCACCAUGCUCCUGCCGGGAUACGCGAGCCCGCCGCCCGCGCCCCAGCCCGCACAGCAUCCCGGCCUCCGCAGGCAGGUAGAGCCUCCCGGGCAGCUCCUGCGCCUCUUCUACUGCACGGUCCUGGUCUGCUCCAAAGAGAUCGCAGCGCUCACGGACUUCUCCGGUAAGAGGCGACCUCGCUCGCUGUGCGUCCCCGGCGCCGCGGGGCGCCCAGGUUACCUAACCAAACUCCUGCAAAACCACACCGCCUAUGCCUGUGAUGGGGACCAUUUGAAUCUGCAGUGCCCUCGGCAUUCAACGAUAAGUGUCCAAUCGGCAUUUUAUGGGCAAGAUUACCAAAUGUGUAGCACGCAUCAGCCUGCCUCCCAGAGGGAAGACAGCUUAACCUGUGUGGCACCCACCACACUGCAGAAGGUGCUGGACGAAUGCCAGAACCAGCGGGCCUGCCACCUCCUGGUCAAUAGCCGUGUUUUUGGACCUGACCUUUGUCCAGGAAGCAGUAAAUACCUCCUGGUCUCCUUUAAAUGCCAACCUAAUGAAAUAAAAAACAAAACCGUGUGUGAAGACCACGAACUGAAGCUGCACUGCCACGAAUCCAAGUAUCUCAACAUCUACUCUGCGACCUAUGGGAGGAGGAUCCAGGAGAGGGACGUCUGCUCCUCGGAAGCCGCACGACUCCCCCCCUUUGAUUGUUUGUCUUACUCGGCUUUGGAAGUAUUAUCCAGGAGGUGUUACGGGAAGCAGAGAUGCAGAAUCCUCAUUAACAGUCACCAUUUCGGAAGCCCCUGUCUGCCGGGAGUGAAAAAAUACCUCACCGUCACCUACGCAUGUGUUCCCAAGAAUAUACUCACAGCGAUUGAUCCAGCCGUUGCUAAUCUGAAACCUUCUGUGAAGCAGAAAGACGGUGACCAUGGUGUAAACUUUGACCCAGGGGAGCCAAGAGUUCUGAGGAAAGACGGAGCGAUUGUCAGCCACUCUCUGGCAGCAUUUGCUUACCUUCGAGCCCACCCUGAAAGAGCUGCCCUGCUGUUCAUGUCCAGUGUCUGCAUUGGUCUGGCACUCACGUUAUGUGCCUUGGUCAUCAGAGAGUCCUGCACCAAGGACUUCCAGGAGCUGCAGCUGGCAAGGGAGCACCUGGUGCCAGGAAGUGACAAGGCUGAGGAGGACAGCCAGGAUGAGGAGGGGGAGGAGGACUCCUCAGACUCCGAUUUUCCAGGGGAACUGUCAGGGUUUUGUAGGACUACAUAUCCUGUGUACAGUUCCACAGAGGCUGCAGAGCUGGCAGAAAGAAUUGAGCGCAGGGAGCAAAUCAUCCAGGAAAUAUGGAUGAACAGUGGUUUGGACACUUCACUUCCAAGAAACAUGGGCCAGUUCUACUGAAAACCAGAUGCAUCCUGAUGCAGUGAUACUUUCCGAAGAGGGAAGGAUCCAAAAUGCUCUGCAGUUCUGUUUCACGUGUACCUUCUAUGAAGGAGAAUUUGUCGUGUCAUCCAAUACUUAGGGAAGCUGGAAAGCUCUUAAAGGGACAUUUCAAACUGUUUACAGCACAUUUUGAAAUAAAUUAGGAGGGAA
Molecule: messenger RNA, 2089 nt
Organism: Hippopotamus amphibius kiboko
Lineage: Eukaryota; Metazoa; Chordata; Mammalia; Artiodactyla; Hippopotamidae
Gene: EVA1C
Product: eva-1 homolog C
Exons: 8
Coding region: 521-1897 (458 amino acids)
Cellular component (GO): extracellular region
Molecular function (GO): heparin binding; carbohydrate binding
Source: RefSeq, a predicted model, not a curated record